Molecule: messenger RNA, 4859 nt
Organism: Balaenoptera musculus (blue whale)
Lineage: Eukaryota; Metazoa; Chordata; Mammalia; Artiodactyla; Balaenopteridae
Gene: TSPAN9
Product: tetraspanin 9
Exons: 7
Coding region: 558-1550 (330 amino acids)
Cellular component (GO): membrane
Source: RefSeq, a predicted model, not a curated record
CGGGCCGGGAUUUCGCAGGGGUAGCCCAGCGGUUGCAGCUGCGGCGGAUCCCUCGGCACUGCCCGCCGCGCGGCCGGGCAGCCCAGGGCCGGGGGCAGCUCCGCAGAGUCGCGGGGCGAGAGGAGGCGGGCGCCCGCAAAGUGGCCGGGCCGGGCCGGGCUGGGACGGGGAGAGGGGUGCCGGGGAGCCCGGAGCCGGGCGCCCGGGUGCCUCGCGUGGAGCGGCGGUGCGCCCGGGAGGCGAGCCGACGCUCGGGAACGAGCAGGCAAAUCGCUGCUUCCCCAAAGACGCUAAGUUACGCAGGCCAGCCGGUUCCCGGGGAGCGCGCGUGGAGCCGCGCCGCGCCGCGCCGCAGAGCCCUCCCGGGCCGGCCGGCGAGGAGCGGGGCGCCGGCACCCCCAGCGCGGGGUCCGGCCGGCAGUGCGCCCCGGGACUGAGCGGCGGCGUGCGAGGCUCCUCCGACCCGCCCGCAGCCCGCGCCCUACUCGGGCGCCUCCUCCGUGCCACUCCGGGAGCGAUGCCCCCCGCCCCCCGCGCCCCCCGGGAGCGACGCGAGCAUGGAGAAGUCGAGUAGCGAGGAUUCUUCGAUCCACCGGAGUCCAUCUUUGGACAGCAAGGACUCGGACUUUGCCAAACCGUCCACCUCGGGCCGCCCGUUCGGCCGCGGCUUCACGGCCGGCGCCUUCUACGGCACCGCGGGCUCCCGCAGCCAGAGCCGCGCCGAGGCUGGCGUGAAGACCGACAAGUACAAUGCGCCCAAAGGCAGCAAGUACGUGGUGUUUUACCUGGACCUGUCCUUUGUUCUCCUCCUAGAAUUUAAGAAGUGCAACAUGGCCAGAGGCUGCCUCUGCUGCUUGAAGUACACGAUGUUCCUCUUCAAUCUGAUAUUCUGGCUCUGUGGCUGUGGACUGCUUGGAGUGGGCAUUUGGCUCUCCGUGUCCCAAGGCAAUUUUGCCACCUUCUCCCCCAGCUUCCCAUCACUGUCUGCAGCCAACCUCGUCAUCGCCAUAGGCACCAUCGUCAUGGUGACGGGCUUCCUCGGCUGCCUGGGGGCCAUCAAGGAGAACAGGUGCCUCCUCCUGAGUUUUUUCAUCGUCCUGUUGGUCAUCCUCCUGGCGGAGCUGAUAUUAAUUACCCUCUUCUUUGUCUACAUGGACAAGGUGAACGAGAACGCCAGGAAGGACCUGAAGGAAGGCCUGCUGCUGUACAACUCGGAGAACAACGUGGGGCUUAAGAACGCCUGGAACAUCAUCCAGGCCGAGAUGCGGUGCUGUGGUGUCACCGACUACACAGACUGGUACCCGGUGCUGGGGGAGAACACGGUUCCCGACCGCUGCUGCAUGGAGAACUCCCAGGGCUGUGGGCGCAACAGCAGCGCCCCCGUGUGGAGGACGGGCUGCUACGAAAAGGUGAAGACGUGGUUUGAUGACAAUAAGCACGUGCUGGGCACGGUGGGGAUGUGCAUCCUGACCAUGCAGAUUCUGGGCAUGGCCUUCUCCAUGACCCUCUUCCAGCACAUCCACCGGACUGGGAAAAAAUACGAUGCCUGAGCGGGCCGGCCGAACGCCCCGGCCCCGCGGACACUGUGCCAGGGGAGAGGCCUUCAGCUUGUGUUGCCUGCCCGCACCCUCCAGACCGCUGACCCCUGCGCCCGCCGCCCCGGCCCGCCUUCCCCGCCACCCGCUGCAACCUUCUCGGCGGGCGGAGGCCAGGGAGGAGAAGGCACAGAGACCUUGGGGUGCCGGGGCGCCCGGAUUCCUGUGCAUUUGCCAAAGAAGACAGGGUGGGCGGGGGGUGUGCUCUGGGAGCCCCCCGGCACCGGUGCGCUUCUGCCCUGUCCUUCCUCCGCUGACACUUUGUCCCUGCGUGGCGUGGGGCGGGAGGCGCAGGGCUCCCUCCCGGUGGAGACUGCCCGGCGGAGGCCCCCGCGCCCCCGGCCCCCCGGAGAGCGGGUGCGCGGGCGCGGGCGGGGCGGACCGUCUCCCGGCCGGGCCCCUGGAAACAUCUCGCCCAGGCUUUUUAUACCUUACAGUGUAGCUUUUCUAUUUUAUUUUACUCUGAUUACGAUUAUUCAGGAAUACUAUCUCUUGGAUAAGUUUAGGGUUAGCUUUCUGAUUUAUAACUUUUUACUGUGUUGAUUUCUGUAAUGGUUUGAUUUUCUUUCCGAGGGUGGGGACAGGCGGGGACAGGGCGUGUCCGCCCGGUUUCUGUCAGGACAGACCGCUGUGCACACUCAGGAGGCUCUCGCCAGGAUGCACUGAGGGAGGGGGAGCAGGGAGCCUGGGAGAGGCAGGGGAGAGGGGGGCACAGGAGGCCGCACGGGGCCGAGGCCUGCAGGGUGCAGCGUUUGCCGGGGCCCAGGCCGCGUUAGAGGCCAGGGCCGGGGGUCCUCUGGGGGCGCGGGUGCUUUGCUGGGAACGAGGCCGAGCGGUCGUGGGUCCUUAUGCGUCACUGCUGAGCAGCUCUUUUUCCAUUCUUCCUCCCUCCUGCCCUCUGUGGGCCCGGGAGGCUCCCUUCCACCCCUGCGGGCAUUCCCGCGACAGGUUCUGCAAACCCGUUAUUUCACAGACAUUCCUGCUAGAAACUCGUGGACAAAUACCUCUCUAGUUCAGAUGCUGCUCACUCUCUCACAUUGCUUCUGGAAGGGGAAGCGGUCCUUCCGUGGAGCUGCUCAGACAGCAGCAGAGGACCCACGACCACCAGAGGGAGGGCGGAGCCGUGAUCGGUCCAGCCAGAGUCACUCGGCUGCUGACUCCCUGCUGGGAGGGAGGGAGGGAUGUCCACCCGGGUCCCAGGACCCUCACCUCCUUCCUUGGGGUUCAUGGAUGCUGGGGUGACUGGUGAUCACGUCCUCUGUGACCCCAAGGAAGAGUACCGAAGACCCAAGAGAGGUCAGACGGGAUCCUGUUACAGUAGCCCCAGGACAAAGCAGCCUGAGUCAGGGCCUGGAGAUGGACAGUUGGGGGGCAUCCGCCCACAGCGAGGUGCCCCCACUAGGGUUCAUGCUGGUCUAAGCAAGUUGUGCAGUUAAAAAAAUAAGUCAAGAAUCCAUGGGGCUGAGCUUGGAAAGGUUCCCCACCAGCUGGUACUUCCCCAGGUGGGCCUCGCCUGGGCGCUGCCUUUGUUCUGCACUGUUUGGAUGGGUGCCCUGACCUCCCGGGGGGCCCUGUCUCCUCCCCAGCCUCCACCUGUCUGUUCCGAGAGCUGAGACCUGGCCACCCAGCCAGCAGCCCCCUUCUCCCCUUAAGUACAAGACGGUUGGGACCAGGAGUACAGAACUUUUGGUGUGUUCAGGAGUCGAGCUUUUGGGUGCGGGGGAGCGGAGAGUAGGGUGGUCUCAGCGAGUUGGGCAGAGUAGAGAACACCUCCUGAGACGGGAGUGGGCGUGAUCAUGGGAAAGCCUGUGGGCAGGGCUGUGGGUGGAGGCCACAAGGGACCGGCCCUCCCCACCCUCUGGCCCUGCCUUCCUGGGAAGGAGCUUCGGCCACCUCCCGGGAGCCCAGGUCUGCAGAGCCCAGAGCGGAUGCACCACCAUUCCACUGCGAGGGACCCUCCACAAACAAGCAUUCGAGUGGCACAGUGGGACUGCUGCAUAAUGGGUUUGUCUUGGGGGGUUGUUUAUGCCUAUCAAUGCAAUGUAAAAUUUUUGUUAAAAUCAACAGCAAAAGCCUAGCACCUUGGGGGUGUAUGGCCUCGCUAGCAUCUUGUUUCUGGAGCUUAAGGGGCGUCCUCCGGCCCUGGGGCCCUUGCCUCCGGCUCCCUCCUCCCGCCAGCCCCUGCCCCGUCCGUCUGUCCACAGAGCCUUGUCCACAGUCCCCAAAACUGCCUUCUCGCCUGACCCUGUGCUCGGCUGUUCCGUCAUUUGGCGAGUCCACACCAGGCGGCAGGCUCCGCGCACGGCGGCGGGGGGGCUCCUCCCAGCCCCUCGCCCAUCGUGCAGAGCGGUCCCCACCCCGCACAGAAGGCGUGCCGUGUGAUGUCCGUGAUGGGGCCCAGCACCUUCUCAGUUUCUCCCGACCCUGCUCUCGUGGGCAGCACUACCUGAGUGAAACCGCUCCCUGGCGACUCCCCUGCCAAGGUCACAGUUAGCUCAGUGGGGUCUGAUGCAGGUAGUAUACAGAGUUGACUCCCAAGGCCAAGGUCCUGCAGACGUCAGGGGAGUGCCUGUCUCCACUCGGCCUCUCUCUGCAGCCGUCUCGCAAGGGAGGUGAGCCAGCAGGGCUGAGCACGGCCCUUGGGGACCCCAGCAGGUGCCGACCCCUGUUCCCCUGCUGGAGACCCUCUCCUCUCUCCCCUCCAGCGUGGGCCUGCGUCGUGGCCUCUCACGCUGGAAAGGUCGCUGACCCACCCCAGACCCUCAUGCAGGUGUUCUGGUUUGACUUGGACCAGAUGGCCGUCCCUCCUUGCUUUGGUGGCCGAAGAGUGGUCCAGGUGGAUGGAAACGAUGUCCGCGCCUCUCCGGCCCCUGCCCACCGCUGGUGGAGGUGCUAACAGCAGGGACCCGGCCAGGACGGAGCGGGAGCCGGUACCUGAGGCCCACCCUGCCCCUCGGCCCUUCAGGGCCGGCCUCCUGUGUUCCCGUUCUCCCAUCCCCCCUCCGCCGCCGUGAGGCCAAGUCCAGGGCGUGUCCUCGCCUCGCCACGCUGACCGGGCCCCUCGAGGGCCAGGCCUGGGGCUUGUGCCCACACCCUGCCCGCUGGGGCAGCGUGGCCGAGCGGGGGGCACGCGUGCUGGUUUCAAAGCACUUUUCUGCUUGCGAUGCCAUAUCUGUGCGCUACCUUCAUCCUGGUCCUGGCUUACGGAACGCCAUGUUUUUAGCAUGUUUUUAAAUAAAAACUGAUAACGUGUCAAAAGCACAA